AUGGACUCCGGGGAGAACAACACGCUUCCGUCGGAACUCUCCUGGAAACAGACCGUGCUCGAACGACUGAGCAAUUAUCCAAUUCUCGGAAGCGUCCCUGAGCUGAAAGUUGUUUUCACUCAGGAUCUAGGUCGGAACCUGAGAGCUCAGGACUCGUCCCAACAGCAUGCGGAGACCACGCCUCCGAGCAGGGAGUUGCUACAAGAACUCUUGCGCGACGGCCGAUUCCGCGCAGCUUUCUCAAUGACCACAAAACUUCUAUCGAGUGAGUCGGAGAUUAGGAAUGCAUUGGAGAUUUGGCAGUGUCGCAUCAACCUGUUCAUCCGACUUGGAGCCUUCUCGGAAGCCAAGCUGGAAAUCGAUCAGUUCUCCCAAUUAGAGGAUCUACCAAUACAAUUUGGUCAGAACUCCACGAACGGCGGAGUUCCCUUCACCUUGCUCCUGUCGGUAGCACACCUGCACAUCCUGUGUGGUUACAACGAUAGAGCCCAAGGAAAACUGACUAAGCUACUAAACCAAAGCUCCGAGAACAUCGAGUAUUUCAGAACACGAGGCAAGGAGGAUUUCGCGCAGCUCUGGGAAGACCGGCGGCUGAAGGUUACCGCCAUGUUAGUCAAUUACGGAGUGGAACAGAACGAUUUCAAGUUCGCGAUCGAUGCUCUCUUCGACUACCGUGACCGACAAAAAGAUCCUCUCGAAGUUGCGAAGAUUGACUCGACGAUGGGGAAACUCUUCCUCCAAUUCGGUGACGUUGCAACAGCCGAAUCACUCUUCCAAAAAGCGAACAAACUCUGUCACGGAGUCGAGGGACAGCUGCAAAUCUUGAAGAAUAACGCGUUGCUGAGUAUCGCGAACGGGAACUAUCAAGCAGCUCAUGCAGCUUAUGGGGAGGCAUUACAGCUGAAGCCGGAGGAUAUAACUUUCAUCAACAACAUGGCUGUCUGCGCACUCUACAUGGGUCGAUCUGCGGAAGGCACGCAGCAAAUCGAAGCGGCUCUGAACGCCAAUCCCAACGCCAUGCUGAACGAAUGUACAGUCGGAAACAUUUGCGCCCUGUAUCGAUUGCAGUCUAUUGUCGGGGAGAAUAAGAAAGCCAAAGUUAGAGAAAUGGUUGCUCAGUACUGCCCAGAAACUUUCAACUGCCAAGCGCUGGAAUCGGAAAGUUGA
Molecule: messenger RNA, 1167 nt
Organism: Galendromus occidentalis (western predatory mite)
Lineage: Eukaryota; Metazoa; Arthropoda; Arachnida; Mesostigmata; Phytoseiidae
Product: trafficking protein particle complex subunit 12
Exons: 1
Coding region: 1-1167 (388 amino acids)
Cellular component (GO): Golgi apparatus; TRAPP complex
Molecular function (GO): protein binding
Source: RefSeq, a predicted model, not a curated record